Micropterus salmoides (largemouth bass) is the source of this 1479-nucleotide messenger RNA. It is a transcript of the gene foxi3a, whose product is annotated as forkhead box I3a. Bases 63 to 1271 code for a protein of 402 amino acids. The record is from RefSeq and is a predicted model, not a curated record. The transcript is spliced from 2 exons. Gene Ontology annotation, biological process: anatomical structure morphogenesis; cell differentiation; regulation of transcription by RNA polymerase II. Gene Ontology annotation, molecular function: RNA polymerase II cis-regulatory region sequence-specific DNA binding; DNA-binding transcription factor activity, RNA polymerase II-specific. NCBI's taxonomy places the organism in Eukaryota, Metazoa, Chordata, Actinopteri, Centrarchiformes, Centrarchidae.
UAGAGGACAACACUUUCACAUAAACACACCGCAGAAGAGGACAGGAAGAGAACACAUCCAGCAUGGCGUCCUUCGUCCUGGAGCAGGGUCUGGCCCCGCCCCCGUGUCGACCCUCUCUCCCCAGGAAGGACCUCCCGUCUCUGGGCCUCGAUCCGUCUGACUUCAGCCUGUACAGCCCUCCGGCUCCUCCUGAGUCCAGCCUGUCUGCGUCCCCGUGGCCGUCCAACAACCACGGCGACCCCUCCCUCUGCUUAGACCUGGGCGCCGCCUCUGUGGCCCCAGGAGGCCCCCCAACGUUCAGAGGCUUCUUCCCUCACCUCUACAGCCUCCAGAGGCCCCUGCUCCCCGGCAGCCCCUGGUUCUCCAUGUCCACGCCGGACGACGUGCUGCGCCUCGUCCGUCCGCCGUACUCCUACUCCGCCCUCAUCGCCAUGGCGAUUCAGAGCUCGCCGGAGCAGCGGCUGACGCUCAGCCAGAUCUACCAGUACGUCUCAGAGAACUUCCCCUUCUACAGCCGCAACAAGGCCGGCUGGCAGAACUCCGUCCGCCACAACCUGUCGCUCAACGACUGUUUCCGGAAGGUUCCCCGCGACGAACACGACCCGGGUAAAGGAAACUACUGGACUCUCGACCCAAACUGUGAGAAGAUGUUCGACAAUGGAAACUUUCGCCGUAAGAGAAAGAGGAAGGCCGACAACACGACCACUGGAGAGGAACCGACCUCCUCCUCCUCCUCCUCCCCCUCAUCAGAGCCCAGCCCUAAAAUUCCCAGCAUACACUGCAGCGGUGGAGGAAGCACCACUGAGCUCCCUGCUUUCUCAGACGCCGCCGCCGGCCUCAGCAGCUUCCUGUGUCACCUCCAGGACUCCUUCCUCCUUCCCGACACCGGCUGCCCCUCAGUGUACAUGCAGGUACCGGACCACGCCUCCCCCCCUCCUCCUCCUGCUCAGGGAUACGCCUCCUCCUACUCGCCCGGCGCCGUGGUGCCUCAGUGGGACGCCUGCAGCUCCUCUCCUCCCCUCUACUCCUCCCUCCAUCACUCCUCCUCUUCUCCUUCUCCUCUCUUCCCCUCCUCCCAGUCGACUCCCUCGCCUUUCUCCUCCCACGCCGACCCUCAGGCCGGCUCGCCGCCGCUCUACGUGGACCUGCAGACGGCGUCCUGUCUCCAGGAGGCCCAGCAGCUGCAGCAGCUUCAGGUCCGGCGUGAGCCUCUCUUCUCUGGGGGCUUCGCUGAGGCUCCGCCCCUCGACUCUCUGGUUCUCCAUCAGUGACGCCUCGUGUUUCUACCGAGAACUGAUGUUUAAAAGCAGCAGGACGCACUGAGCUCGCUGUCAAGACUGUGUGGAUAUAUCUGUAUUUAUCUGUUUUUAUAUGUUCUUAAAGUUAAAAGAAGGAGAUGAAUGUUUUUUAAAGUGUAAAUGAGAGUUUGUGUUUGGAAUAAAAGAUUUUUUUAACACCAAACGUUUCCUCCAUGUUUUC